Messenger RNA from Paramisgurnus dabryanus, 2533 nucleotides. It is a transcript of the gene sdha, whose product is annotated as succinate dehydrogenase complex, subunit A, flavoprotein (Fp). Gene Ontology annotation, cellular component: respiratory chain complex II (succinate dehydrogenase). The record is from RefSeq and is a predicted model, not a curated record. Gene Ontology annotation, biological process: tricarboxylic acid cycle; mitochondrial electron transport, succinate to ubiquinone. NCBI's taxonomy places the organism in Eukaryota, Metazoa, Chordata, Actinopteri, Cypriniformes, Cobitidae. Gene Ontology annotation, molecular function: flavin adenine dinucleotide binding; succinate dehydrogenase (quinone) activity; electron transfer activity.
UUUAAGUAGCGCGCAUGCGUGUUUGUCAGUACUCUGCAACAUGGCCGCGGUGUGCACCGUAUCCCGUGUCCUCGGGAGAAAGAUUGUGUCAUCUAAAGCUCUUCCAGCAGUAUGCCAGGCCAACAACCGCAAAUUGCAUUUUUCCAUCUACGGCAAAAAAGGGGAUGCAAAAGUUUCAGAUGGUAUCUCCACUCAGUAUCCAGUAGUCGAUCAUGAGUUUGACGCUGUGGUAGUAGGAGCCGGUGGCGCUGGGCUUCGUGCGGCGUUCGGUCUGUCAGAGGCCGGCUUCAACACAGCAUGUGUCACCAAACUUUUCCCCACCCGUUCACACACAGUGGCUGCACAGGGUGGGAUUAAUGCUGCAUUGGGCAACAUGGAGGACGAUGACUGGCGCUGGCACUUUUAUGACACGGUGAAGGGAUCUGAUUGGCUGGGAGAUCAGGAUGCAAUUCACUACAUGACAGAACAAGCCCCCGCCGCAGUGGUGGAGCUGGAGAACUUCGGCAUGCCGUUCAGCCGCACUGAGGAUGGGAGGAUCUAUCAGCGAGCCUUCGGAGGUCAGAGUUUGAAGUUUGGUAAAGGUGGACAGGCUCACAGAUGCUGCUGUGUGGCAGACAGGACGGGUCAUUCUCUUCUUCAUACGCUUUAUGGACGGUCUUUAAGGUAUGACACCAGCUACUUUGUGGAGUAUUUUGCUCUGGAUUUGCUUAUGGAGGAUGGAGAGUGCAAGGGAAUCAUCGCACUGUGCAUGGAGGAUGGAUCCAUACAUCGUUUCAGAGCCAAGAACACAGUCAUCGCCACUGGUGGUUAUGGUCGGACAUUCUUCAGCUGUACAUCAGCCCAUACUACCACAGGGGACGGCAAUGCCAUGGUGACACGUGCUGGUCUUCCUUGCCAGGAUCUCGAAUUUGUUCAGUUCCACCCCACAGGUAUCUACGGAGCAGGGUGCCUGAUCACAGAGGGUUGCCGAGGGGAGGGUGGAAUCCUCAUCAACAGUGAAGGCGAACGGUUCAUGGAACGUUACGCGCCCAAUGCCAAAGAUUUGGCCUCCAGAGAUGUGGUCUCACGGUCCAUGACUAUUGAGAUCAGAGAAGGAAGAGGUGUUGGCCCAGAAAAGGACCACGUCUACCUUCAGCUCCAUCAUCUGCCACCUCAGCAGCUGGCUUCCCGUCUGCCUGGCAUCUCUGAAACUGCCAUGAUCUUCGCCGGGGUGGACGUCACAAAAGAGCCCAUCCCUGUUUUACCCACUGUCCACUACAACAUGGGUGGCAUUCCCACCAAUUAUAAGGGACAGGUCAUCACCCAUACGAAUGGAGAGGAUAAGGUGGUGCCAGGCCUGUAUGCCUGUGGUGAAUCCGCCUGUGCAUCAGUGCACGGUGCCAACCGUCUGGGUGCAAACUCCCUACUGGAUUUGGUCGUGUUUGGACGUGCUUGUGCCCUGACCAUCGCUCAGACAGAGACUCCAGGAGAGAAACUUUCUCCUCUGAAACCCAACGCUGGAGAGGCGUCUGUCGCCAAUAUGGACAAGAUCCGCUUUGCAAAUGGCAGUACCAGGACCUCGGAGAUCAGGCUGAACAUGCAGAAGACCAUGCAGAAUCACGCCGCUGUCUUCCGCACUGGAGAAGUCCUGAAGGAGGGGUGUGUCAAGAUGGAGGGCGUCUACAAAACACUGGAUGACAUCAAAACAUUUGACCGAGGUAGUGUGUGGAACACUGACUUGGUGGAAACUCUAGAGCUGCAGAAUUUGAUGCUGAACGCAGUGCAGACGAUUGUCUCCGCUGAAGCUCGUAAAGAGAGCAGAGGUGCUCACGCCCGAGAAGACUUCAAGGCUCGUGUUGAUGAGUAUGACUUUACCAAGCCACUGCAAGGGCAGGUAAAGAAGCCUAUUGAGGAGCACUGGAGAAAACACACUCUUUCCUAUGUAGACCCGAAGACAGGAAAGGUUACUCUGAAAUACAGACCCGUGAUUGACAGCUCUCUGAACGAGGACGAUUGUGCUGCCAUUCCUCCUGCAAUCCGAUCCUAUUAAACACAUCCAAGCAUAAUGUCACUGCCCCUUUGCAUAUUAAUAAUCAGUUAAUAUAAAGGUGAAUACCUUAAGUAAUUAAUAUUUUGCUUUUGAUGUUGCUUCAAUUGCUGCAAAAAGUAUUUAGAGUUCAUUCAUUAAAACAUCAAAACAACAUGAAUGCUACGCUUGUCAGAAUCAACUGUUCUGUAACUAUAGUGAACUUUAUCAGCUGUGCAGUUUGUGCAUAUUCUCUAAAACACAUCUAUCACAAACACGUUAAAUUGUGCUGGUAGGUCAUGAAAUAUUUAAUAUUUAAAUAUUGAGUGAUGAUUGUAAUACUGUCAAGAAGCACUUACAUAGAAAAUGAAGUAGACAACGACUCUGCCAUUGCAUAGUACGGUUUCACAUUGGACCUGGUGGCCUUUAAAUAUCAAAUACUUGCAUAUGGUAAAUGUACAUCUUGCAUGUUCUGUUUUGUAAGUUCUAUUUAAACCCAAUAAAGACGAUUAGGGUGUUGAAAUUGGA